Molecule: messenger RNA, 1258 nt
Organism: Durio zibethinus
Lineage: Eukaryota; Viridiplantae; Streptophyta; Magnoliopsida; Malvales; Malvaceae
Source: RefSeq, a predicted model, not a curated record
UUAUAUUUCUCUCUUUCCAUCACUUCCUCUUCCCCCUCUUUUUCAUCUCCACUUUUCUCCUUCUGCUGCUGCGUCUACUUCUUUCUCUAUGAGUGACCAAUAUAUAAAGAAAGAAGAGCUAUGAAGAACACCAUCCGAUGCUGCAUCUCUUGCAUUCUUCCAUGCGGGGCACUCGAUGUGAUUCGAAUAAUACACUCCAAUGGCCGCGUUGAAGAAAUCAGUGGUUCCAUCAAGGCCAGCGAGAUCAUGAAGGCUCACCCUAAACACGUCUUGAAGAAACCCUCCUCUCCUUCCGACGAUGGGAUGGUCCCAAAAAUCGUCAUCGUCCCACCAGACGCAGAGCUCCAACGUGGGAAGAUUUAUUUCCUCAUGCCAGUCCCUUCAACACCCGAAAAAAACCGAUCAAAAUCUUCCUCAACAACCAAGAAGAAAAGAAGAGACAGCCUUGACAGCAGCAACAACAACAACAGCAACAGCCACAGCCAAAGCAUGAGCAACGCCAACAAGAACAACAACACAAUUUCAAUGACGAAUCUUUUGAUAUCAGAUCAGUAUUUAAGUGAGAUACUAUCAGAGAAGUUGUCGACGCAACGGGAUCGAAGAAGAGGCCGAGUUGGGGUGUGGAGGCCACACUUAGAGAGCAUCUCCGAGACGCCAAAUGAUGGUUGAUCAUCAUGAAGUACAAAUUUCUUCAUAUUUUUAUAUGAUUAUCUUUAGAGAAAAAAAAAGUACAUCCAUCCAUUAUUAGGGUUAAAGGAACAACAGCAUAAUUGUUUCUCUUUCUUUUUUGCAUUUCUUUUCUUCCCCUAUAUUAGUUUUCUAUUGAGUUUUGUAUAUAUAGGCAUAGAAGCAAAAUAAUGCAAGAGCAAAAAGACUGAGCUGUUAUUUGGAAAUUGUGGUGAUGAUUCUUACAACAAAGUUAUUAAGGGAUCUUGGGUUCGGAUGAUUUCCCACAUCUCUUUGAAGUAGUAAUUUUGUAAAUGCCGAGAGAGGAUUUGUUGAGUUUCUUUUCUAAUCUUUUUUGUGGGGAAGUAAUUAUUAUCCGAAGGGAUGAUUGAUGAAAUAGAGUGAGAGAUGUUAGUUCUGCGAUUGAGCACUAAGAAUAAAUUUGGUUUAUAUGAAUUGAAUAAGAUUUUGAUUCUUAGGUGAUAUGAUGUAUGAUGGUGCCAGCGGAAUAUUAAUAAUCGAUCAUCAUGUUAUGACAUUUUUGCCCAUAGUUUUUAUCAAGAUAUGGUUAUUCAUAGAUGUUUUCUUCUCA